UGUGUCUGUGAUGCUGUUUGUGCUGUUUUCCAAUGAAUCCUACUGGAAAAGCUGAAGAGUAACUCAGCAAUGCCACGAAAGGUUCAGCCACAUGUAUUCAUGUGCUGAGCUGACUGAUGUGGCACCUUCUGCAAGCCAGUGCCUGGCAUUUCAGCUCCAACAACCCCCAGUGCAUCCUGAUGUGAAAACCUCCCAUGCUUUAACGCAGCAUCUCCACAGUAGACGCAGGGCCAAAGUGUCCUGUAGCCAUCCUCAGCCUUUGUGCGCUCCACCAGUAAGGGCUGGAUUGAAUUUGGUUGUCCUGUGCUACUGUGAUUGUGCUCUCCACUGCGUGAAUGCUGUUUUCCUGAGCUGCUGCUCCUACAGAGAGUAUGAAGCACGCUUGGAGCGGUACAGCGAGCGAAUCUGGACGUGCAAAAGCACAGGAAGCAGCCAGCUGACGCACAAAGAGGCUUGGGAGGAGGAACAGGAAGUCGCUGAGCUCUUGAAGGAGGAGUUCCCCAUCUGGUAUGAGAAACUGGUACUGGAAAUAGUCCACCAUAACACUGUAUCUUUGGAAAAGUUGGUGGAUGCUGCUUGGCUGGAGAUCAUGACCAAAUUUGCAGUGGGAGAAGAGUGUGACUUUGAGGUUGGUAAGGAGAAAAUACUACCUGUGAAAGUUGUGAAAAUACAUCCCUUGGAGAAAGUUGAUGAAGAGGCCUCGGAAAAGAAAUCUGAUGGAGCCUGUGAUUCCCCAUCCAGUGACAAGGAGAAUUCCAGCCAGGCAGCCCAGGACAACCAGAAGGAAGCUAUCCUGAAGGAAGAUGACAACAGGAGGGAAAGUCUGAAUGAUCGAGCACGGAGGUCUCCUCGAAAGCUUCCCACUUCUUUGAAGAAAGAAGAAAGGAAGUGGGUUCCACCUAAAUUCCUGCCACACAAGUAUGAUGUCAAGCUAAAAAAUGAAGAUAAGAUCAUCAGCAAUGUACCAGCAGAUAACUUAGUCCGUACAGAGCGUCCUCCCAACAAGGAGAUCCUGAGGUACUUCAUCCGGCACAACGCGCUGCGGGCCGGCACGUGCGAGAACGCCCCGUGGGUAGUGGAGGAUGAGUUAGUGAAGAAAUAUUCUCUCCCCAGUAAAUUUAGUGACUUCUUGCUUGACCCACAUAAGUACAUGACUCUCAACCCUUCAACCAAGAGGAAGAUCUCUCAAUCACCUGACAGAAAGCCUUCUAAGAAAUCCAAAGCUGAUGGCUCAUCUCUGGGCCAGCCACUGAGCCCUACUCUGUGGUGCCAUGUGCAUUUGGAGAAAUCGAUUAUUGGCUCUCCACUGAAGGUGAAAAACUCCAAGAAUUCUAAAUGUCCUAAAGAGGAACUGGAAGAGGUGAUGAAAAUUGUGUCACCUGCUAAACUUGGUUCUAACUUUCACAUUCCAAAGAGGAGCCGACUGGGGAAGGGCAGCAACAAGUCCUUGGACAAAAAGCAAAGGGGCAAAAGGGUUCUGAAUGGACAGAAGUCAUCAGGGAAAUCAAAAUCUCCUAGGAAAAGCUUGAAGACCCCUAAGAUGAAAAUGAAACAGAUGACACUUUUGGACAUGGCUAAAGGUGCCACAAAGGUGUCCAGGGCUCCCAGGAAUUCUGGAGGCACCCCUAGGUCUUCCAGCAAACCCCAGAAGCUGCCUCCUGCAGCACUCCAUCUCAUUGCCUAUUACAAAGAAAACAAAGACAGGGAGGACAAGAAGAGUGCUCUGUCCUGCAUCAUCUCCAAAACAGCCAGGCUGCUGUCCAACGAGGACCGUGCCCGGCUGCCCGAGGACUUGCGAGGCUUGGUGCAGAAGCGCUACGAGCUCCUGGAGCACAGGAAGAAAUGGGCCACCAUGACUGAGGAGCAGCGCAAGGAGUACAUGAAGAAGAAGAGGGAGAAGCUGAAAGAGAAGCUGAAGGAGAGAGCAAAGGAGCGGAAGGAGAAGGAGAUGAAGGAAAAACUGGAAAAACAGAAAAGAUUUGAGGACCAAGAUCUUAAAGGGAAGGCCUUGCCUGCUUUUAAGCUGGUCGAUACUCCAGAAGGGCUUCCUAAUACUCUCUUUGGGGACGUCGCCAUGGUGGUGGAGUUCCUGAGCUGUUACUCAGGGCUGCUGAUGCCAGAUGCUCAAUAUCCCAUUACAGCAGUUUCCCUGAUGGAAGCACUUUGUGCAGAAAAAGGAGGCUUCCUUUAUUUGAACCGAGUGCUGGUCAUUCUCUUGCAGACCCUGCUGCAGGAUGAAAUUGCUGAGGAUUAUGCUGAGCUGGGGAUGAAGCUUUCUGAAAUACCACUUACCCUGCACUCAGCUUCUGAGUUGGUUCGUCUGUGCCUACGUAAGUCAGAUGUGCAAGAAGAAAGUGAGGUCUCAGAUAACGUAGAUGAAAGCAAGGAUUCAGCAGCUUUUGAGGAUAAUGAAGUGCAGGAUGAGUUCUUGGAGAAACUGGAGACAUCAGAGUUCUUUGAGUUGACUCCUGAAGAGAAGCUGCAGAUACUUGGAGCCCUGUGCCACCGGAUUCUCAUGACCUAUUCGGUGCAGGACCAUGUGGAGGCCAAGCAGCAGACAUCAGCUGAGCUGUGGAAGGAGCGCCUGGCUAUCCUGAAGGAAGAAAAUGACAAGAAGAGAGCAGAAAAACAGAAGAGGAAAGAAAUGGUGGCCAAGAACAAGGAGAAUGGGAAAGAUGAGAACACGAUGGGAAGAAACGAAAAGAAAAAAGAGAUGAUGAAAUUAGAGCACAGAGUAGACAUAGAAGCUGAUGACAUGAUCAGUGCUGUGAAGAGCAGGCGUCUUCUUGCCAUCCAAGCCAAGAAAGAGAGGGAGCAGCAAGAAAUACAAAUGAGAGUGAGGAUGGAGAAAGAAGCAGAGGAAGAAAGAAUCCGGAAGCAUAAAGCUGCAGCUGAGAAAACCUUCCAGGAUGGAAUUGCCAAAGCCAAGCUGGUGAUGCGCAGGACCCCAGUCGGCACCGACCGGAACCAUAACAGGUACUGGCUGUUUUCAGAUGAGGUUCCUGGCUUGUUCAUUGAGAAAGGCUGGGUCCAUGACAGUAUAGACUACAGGUUCACCCUUUCCCAUCAGAAAAAAGAAGAUUUUAAAAAGGACCACAGCCCAGGAGACAAGCGGAGGAGCGCAGCUGCCGAUGGCCGAGCGAGCAAGCAUCAGCGCUCUGUGCACACUGCAGACCUUCCUGCAGAGACCACUGUCCCCAAGCAGGGACAGAACUUAUGGUUUCUCUGUGACAGUCAGAAGGAUUUGGAUGAGCUGCUGGAUUGCCUGCACCCACAAGGAGUGAGAGAGAGCCAGCUGAAGGAGCGGCUGGAGAAAAAGUAUCAGGACAUCACUCACUCUAUCCAUUUGGCACGGAAACAGAACUUGGGCCUGAAAUCCUGUGAUGGCAACCAGGAACUGCUGAACUACCUCCGGAGUGAUCUAAUAGAGGUUGCAACUCGGCUGCAAAAGGGAGGCCUGGGUUAUGUUGAUGUGACACCAGAAUAUGAAGCAAGAGUGUACUCACUAGAGAGCUUGAAGGAGUUUGGAGAGUGUGUGAUUGCACUCCAAGCUGGUGUGGUUAAGAAGUUUCUGCAAGGUUUCAUGGCCCCCAAGCAGAAGAGAAGGAAACAUCAAGGAGAGGACUACAUUGCCAAGACUGAGGAGAUAGAUGAAGACAAGAAAAUGGCAGAAGAAGCUAAGGUCGCUUCAGCCACGGAGAAGUGGAAGACAGCAAUCCGUGAGGCCCAGACCUUCUCCCGCAUGCACGUGCUGCUCGGGAUGCUGGAUGCCUGCAUCAAGUGGGAUAUGUCUGCAGAGAAUGCCAGGUGCAAAGUGUGUCGCAAGAAAGGUGAGGAUGACAAGCUGAUCCUGUGUGAUGAGUGUAACAAAGCCUUCCACCUCUUCUGCCUGCGGCCGGCGCUCUACGGGAUACCGGAGGGUGAAUGGCAGUGCCCUGCGUGCCAGCCUUCCACUGCCAGGCGCAGCUCACGAGGCAGGAGCUAUGCAGAGGAUUCUGCUGAGGAUGAAGGUGAAGAAGGUGAGGAAGCUUCUGAUGAACCAGAUGCUGAAGAGGAAGAGGAGGAGGAAGAAGAUUAUGAAGUUGCUGGACUGAAAUUGAGACCCAGGAAGGCAGCCCGGGGCAAGCAGAGCACAGCCAUGUACUCCUCGAGGCAGGGAAGGCACCAAAGGAAGAAGCAAUCACUGCACCCUGCCAGGGGACCCCGGCAGAGGGCUGCACCUGUCAACGGCGCAGACAUUGAUGAGCUGGUCCUCCAAACCAGGAAGAUGACACGGCGCCAGAACCUCGAGUUGCAGAAGUGUGAGGAAAUCCUCAGCAAGCUGAUCAAGUACCGCUUUAGCUGGCCCUUCAGGGAGCCAGUGACCACGGAGGAAGCUGAAGAUUACUUUGAGGUCAUCAGCAGCCCUAUGGACUUCCAGACUAUGCAGAGCAAGUGCUCUUGUGGCGAUUACCGCUCGGUGCAGGAGUUCCUCUCCGACAUGAAGCAGGUGUUCUCCAACGCCGAGUGCUACAACCAGAACGGCAGUCACGUACUGUCCUGCCUGGAGAAGACAGAACAGUGUUUGAUUGACAUGGUGCACAAACAUCUGCCUGGCCACACGUAUGCACGCAGGAAACGCAAGAAGCUCUCUGCCAGGUGCCAGGAACUGGAGGAGCAAGAAGAGGACAGUGAGUCGGAGCCCCUUGAACAUUCCCGAGGGCGGAAAAGGAAGAAAUGAGGGAUGGGGAGACUAAGGGAGAGAGACAGAGCUGGAGCAGGCCUUCUGGUGCUGCUGGGCAGCAGGAUGGGUUGUCUGGAGGGAGCUGGGAAGCAACAGGCACUUCUCUAUUAAUCCAGCCUUCCCUUUGGCCCAGCCUCGUUUUCAUUUUUCUGCAAUUUCCUCAAGUAUUUGGUCAUCCACUGAGUGAGCAGAGAUGACUUGACUGCUUCCUGCAAAAUCGACAAAGCUCUUCACAAGUCUGUCCUGCUAGGAGGGGAAGGUGGGAGGGCAAAGGGAGGGCCUGGCCAAAGCCUGGCUGGGCAGAGGAGAGCAUGAAGCCUACCCCAGCUCGGGCACUGUCGGAUGAGCCAUUUCCUCCCCUCUGUGAGCAGCCAGCACCAGAGCACGGCAGGACCUCAGCCAUCCACAGCCUGUGAUGUGAAACCAGCCUGGAGCUGGGGCAGGGAGGGAUCAGAUUGCUUCACCGAAAGGACUGGGUGCCAUCAGGCCAAUGGGCUGCUAGUUCUUGUAUGUAUAUAUUUAUAUGGUGUUAAUUUUGAGCCCCCACUGGAGGGCUGCAUAGGACGAGCAAGCACUUACAUUUAUGGAGUUGCAGCUUUCACCAGCAUCCUAACACAACUGGCUUUGAGGUGCUCUUGCUUUGCCCCUCUCUCUUCUCGGGGAACGAGCUCCGGAGCUUCGUGCUCUCAAGAGGCUCCUUCUAAGCUCAGCUCUUCACUUGUACUCACUGGAGGCAGAUGGCUUCCCUGCUCGCCUUGAACAGCACACAGUCACAUAGCCCCUUGGAUGAACCGAGUGCCAGAAGCAUAGUGGAGAGCACGGUGUUUCUGCACGCCCCAUGGGGAGGGAGUUGCAGGGCAAGGGGAGCAGCAGAAACUUCUGUGUAACUUUUUAAAUUAAUUUUCUAGCUGAAAGUGGCUGGUUUCUAGCUGUGAUCUUGUACAAAGAACACCUGUAAGAUACAGUUGUCUUGCUUGGGCACAUGUACAGUUUAUAUGAAAUCGUGUUUGCUUUAUAUUUCCCCCCCCCCUCCCCUCUCUCUUUACAACUGAUUUUCCUACCAGUAGCUGGAGUCACACUGGGGGACUUGUUGGCAGGGGUCUCCCAGCCCCUCUCUGGGCACGCUCUCACCAUGUUUUCUAGUGACACCUCCCCUAGCUCACCUCCCUCAUGCUCUGCCAGCACACACCGGCCAACCAGCCCUGUCCUGCUGGGUCCUGCCAGCCAAGGUAUGGACUUUUCCCUUAGAAAAGGAGGUGUCUUUACAGCACCUCUCCCUCUCCAUUGUGCCAGGUUUUGAUCAUACAAUCAGGGCUUGAUUUUUUUUUUUUUUUUUUAAUUAUUAUUCUAAUAAGUCAUCAAUUUGGAACAAACCAGCCCACGGGAUUGCUCUGUACUGCUUUUGUAACAGAGAAACAAAGGCAGCCAUGGCAGCUCCUGUGAUUGGAGAAGAAAAGAAAUGAUCAGUUUAAAAUUGCAGCCUAGUUUGGUGGACUUUUUAUGGGUUGUUUGUUUUGGGUUUGUAUUGCUUUGUUUUUAACAGGUUAUUCCUAUUCAGUUCUGGACUGUCAAUGGCUGCAGAGACUAAUCAGGUUUCCAGCCACUUCCCCUCUCCCCAGCCUCAGCUCCCUGCCCCACAGAAUAGCACUGACGUUUGUAUUUCACACGUCCACCUCCCCCUCCAGAGGCUUUGUUUUGUCCUGUUCAUAGAGAACAUUUUCUGCAGGUCCCACACAGUAAAACCUUUGGAACUGUUCGUUUUUUG
Messenger RNA from Indicator indicator, 6488 nucleotides. It is a transcript of the gene BAZ1B, whose product is annotated as bromodomain adjacent to zinc finger domain 1B. Bases 92 to 4720 code for a protein of 1542 amino acids. Lineage: Eukaryota; Metazoa; Chordata; Aves; Piciformes; Indicatoridae. Gene Ontology annotation, biological process: chromatin remodeling. The transcript has 18 exons. Gene Ontology annotation, molecular function: protein binding; histone H2AXY142 kinase activity. The record is from RefSeq and is a predicted model, not a curated record. Gene Ontology annotation, cellular component: WICH complex.